Messenger RNA from Linum tenue, 1754 nucleotides. NCBI's taxonomy places the organism in Eukaryota, Viridiplantae, Streptophyta, Magnoliopsida, Malpighiales, Linaceae. The record is from the annotation of a GenBank genome assembly.
GGGAGAGAAAGAAGGAAAGAAAGAAAGGAACGAGGUGUCGGCAAAGGAAGCGAGUGGGCGCCGACGAACUCAGUGAGUUUGAGAAGGACUCGGUUUUUCUCUUGCUGGUUUUCAAGCGAGGCUACAGCGAGAAAAGAGGAGAGGAGGAGGAAGGAGCUAUGGCGGAUUCGAGCGAGUCAGUUUCCAUUGACAUUGAUAUGCUGUCUUUUGGUGGCAAGGAAUGUGUGGUUAAAACGAGCAAAGGUUCAAUUUCUGUGUACGUUUGUGGGAUCAGGAGAAGCCGCCUCUGAUUACUUACCCAGAUGUUGCUCUCAAUUCCAUGUCUUGCUUCCAAGGAUUGUUCUUUGCCCAGAAGCAGCUCCUUUGUUGCUUCACAACUUCUGCAUAUACCACAUUGAUGCCCCAGGCCACGAGUUGUUGCAGUUGGGAGCUGAUGUUAUUUCUUCAGAUGCUCCACUUCUGAGUGUUGACGACUUGGCAGACCAGGUUGCUGAAGUGCUCGAUUACUUCGGGCUGCAAAAGGUCCUGUGCUUGGGUGUUACUGCAGGAGCUUACAUCCUUACACUAUUUGCAAUGAAAUAUAGAGAAUCGGUGCUCGGGUUGAUUCUUGUUUCUCCCAUUUGCAAAGCUCCUUCAUGGACUGAAUGGCUUUACAAUAAGGUUUUAUCUAAUGUAUUAUACUUCUACGGAAUGUGCGGGAUAAUGAAGGAAUGCCUCCUCCAGCGGUACUUCAGUAAGGAAAUGAGGUGUGGUAUACAAGGAACUGAAUCAGACAUCAUUCAGGCCUGCAGAAGGUUGCUUGAUGAAAGGCAGAGUUUGAAUGUGAAGCGUUUUCUUCAAGCAGUAAAUGAGAGGCAUGACCUUUCAGACAGCUUGCACAAAUUGGAGUGCAAGACACUUGUAUUUGUAGGUGAAAGUAGUCCGUUUAGAGAUGAAGCUGUGUAUAUGAGUUCGAAAAUGGGCAGAAAAAGCUGUGCUCUUGUUGAGGUUCAGGCAUGCGGCUCGCUGGUAACCGAAGAACACCCAUAUGCAAUGAUAAUCCCCAUGGAGUUCUUUCUCAUGGGUUUUGGCUUCUAUAGGCAACACCCUAUGGCUUCUUCUUCAUCUAGUAAUGGGUCUAACCAUUCGAGUCCCUCGCGGCAAUGUUGCAUAGCACCGGAGCUUCUCUCCCCCGAGAGCUUGGGGAUUAAGCUGAAACCGAUCAAAACCCGCAUAGACAUCCAGUUCUGAUGCAACAUUGAAGUAAAAGAUGAGAUGGUCGGGGAAAGGAAAGCAAGCAUCUUGAUCUCAGUGCACAUACUAUGUGUAGUAGAAGCAACCAGAACAAAAAGUCUAUAUACUCGGCAAUGAUAUAGAUGGUAUAUAUAUAAGAUAUAUGUGUUGGUAUUCUUUGAUUGUAUUGGCGGUAGGAGAAGUAUUGUGAUUCAGUUGGUGGGGAGGGGCUUUGAAGUUUCUUCUACUUCACUUGUAUGAUGAAUGAAAGAUGCAGUGUAGAUGAAGGUGGGGAAGGGAAAGGAACAAAGAAUUAGGAUCCUUCUUUCUCUAGACAUUCAUUUGUAGGUCCUUUUCUUCUUUUCUACUUUAGGUGUUUUAUGUUGAUGUCAUUCAUCUCUGUAACUCUGUUUUGUUUUCUGUAAUAACCUGAUGAAUGACGAAGAAGAGAGUUGGAGGUUCUUCGGAGAAUUGCCCUUCAGAUGAUUUAUCGGUUUGUGUUUGAACUCGUUUGUCCCUUCAGCAGGUGCAUAGGUUGGUCG